Betta splendens (Siamese fighting fish) is the source of this 3993-nucleotide messenger RNA. Its product is annotated as P2R1A-PPP2R2A-interacting phosphatase regulator 1. The transcript has 9 exons. Gene Ontology annotation, molecular function: protein serine/threonine phosphatase inhibitor activity. NCBI's taxonomy places the organism in Eukaryota, Metazoa, Chordata, Actinopteri, Anabantiformes, Osphronemidae. The record is from RefSeq and is a predicted model, not a curated record. The coding region runs from base 37 to 753 and encodes 238 amino acids.
GGUAGCGCCGCCACCACAGGGCCUGCGGACCGAGAGAUGGAACGUAUGGAGGUGGAUCAGUGCGCAGGCGCAGCUGGCGGAACGGGAGGCGGGUCUCUCCGCAGGUCGAACAGCGCCCCCAUGAUCACGGGUGUCAGUGACGGGAUGACAGUCUUCAGUCCUGUGUCCUCAGCUCGAUACAGACGCAGUAGCGUGUCCACCAACCCUAGCUGCCCGUCACAGUUUCUUCCCCUCUCUCCGUUUUCUCUGACCGGAGACAGACUUGAGCACAAAAGACAGGAGGAGAGCAUGGAGAUGCCGCUCAGAGGGGGUCUGCAGAGAUUCAAUGCUUCCAGUCUGAUCUCAGUUCCUCCAGUCAGCCAGUGGCAUGACCACUCGCCAGUGUGGUUUCAGUCGCAGGACAGCGGUGUUACUCCAAACUCUUCCCCAAGUCCCACCAGACGGUUUCGACCAGCAGUCAGUGCCACAGUGAGGUGGCCUGCGUUAACUCCACUGAAGAGGAAAGGUAAUCCCAGUUAUGUGAACAUUCACCUGAUUCUGUUAUUUGACACAGGUGGAGUGGAGUCUGACGGGCCCCCUAAGAAGCUCUUUGUUGCAGGUGUGACGGACCCCACUCAUGGCAGCAGCUACACUGUCAGUGUCUCUCAGUCGGUGGCAGACUCUCCUUCUGCAGGAGGCGUCAGUCCUCAGACUGCCCCUCUGUCUGUUUCUCCUCCCCCAUCCUUCACCUCCCACCAGCUCCCCAGACACUAAACCUCUCCUCAGUCAGACCCCUGACCUUGUCACUGUGGGCCACGCACCACCAGCAGCUCCAGAGACUCCUGGAGAAACAGCGACCUUCAUCGCACCUUACUGUGCUCCAGUCAUCUGCCAGCACUCACUGUAAGUCCCACUGCUUCCAUUUGACAGACAGAAUAUCCACGAAUAAUUAAGGCCUGGACUGUGAGGUUUCUUAGCUUGAGCUCAGUCUGGUUCGCUGCUCUCCGAGUGCCUUUACUGUCACACAAUCAAAAUCAACUGAUGGUGUUGGUUUGGGUGGAUCACUGAAUAUCUGAGAUCACUUUUCAGUUGUUCCACGUCAGUGGAUGUUGGAUUAUAUUUGGACAAACUCAAUCCUCCUCAAAUUAAACAGAAAAAGGAAGAAUCGUCCUUGUUGCGGUAUCUUCGGGCAGACCAGCUCAAGCCAUAGUGAUUUCAGCAUCAUGCCAUCAACUAAUGUCUCAAGCAUCUUCCUCCACAUUUGCUCUGUGGACUCUAACGGAGCUUGAAGUGUGUUGAAGCUCAUGUUUCUGCUUCUUGGACAGAUGAAACGUUCUGGCCACUAUUCCAGGUCCAGUCUGUAGAUAUGAUCUUCCCUUUUUAAAGAGGUCACCUCAGCAUCCAGACAAGCUUUGCAGGAACUAAACCAAACCAAGAAGCUUCAUCUUUUAUGAGGAAGAUUAUUUUGGGUUCAUUCAGAUGAAAGCAUGACUGAUGUCUAUAAACUAGGCUGCACCUUUUAUUUCCACCAUUAAACCUCCUGACAAAGAUGAACUUAGUAUUGAUCGAUUAAAUUAUAAAGUCAUAAACGCAAAACCUAUGAGAAGCCACAGACCAGCCAAGUCUGGGUCUAAGUGAAGCAAAGUGAAGUUUGAAGCUCAGAUGCUUCUUUUAGUUGGUGCCUACUUGACAAAAGGCAGCGACAUGUUCACUCAGUUACUGAGUAGAGCGAUUCUCUGCAGGACGAGGGUUUAACAGCUUCAGCCUGAACAGUCUAAAGGCCUCCGCUGGUGUUUAUAGUGUAUCUACGUGUGAAUAUGAAUAGAGCAGCUCAUGCUCAGUCCUCUCUAGCCUGCAGGCUCUGAUUGUAUAUAUUAAGGAAGCUCCUGCACUCUUCUCUUUUCAAGCUGCAUUUACGCGUUACCUUUUGAUUUGCAUUUUCUUCUGUUGUACUUGAAACCUUCAUGGAGGCAACAGCAGCAGAGGGAGUCUAAAACCACAGAGCUGAACUGUCGCUCAACAAUAAAAUGAAUAUCAACAUAUCGCCCAGAGUCCAAGUUGGAGGUCUUCAUCCUAAUGUUUUAUUAGGAAACGAUUUCAUCGCAUGGAUUCUUUAAACUUCACGGAAGCUGUGGCUGGAGGCUGAUGGAUCCAGAGACAAGCUGCAGCUCUGCGUCCAACUUUUGCACUUUUACCAUCUUGUAUUGUCACAAAUUAUUGUGCCUAAAGGUGUGGUCACAUUUUGGAGGAGCAACCGUCAGAGCUGAGUUUUCCCAUUUUGAAUCUGACCUGUCACAUGUGAGGUAUUUCUGUACAUAAAGUCUGUAUAAGCUGUUUCAAUACAAGUGUCUUUAUUCCCCAAACCAUGAAAGCCAAACCGUGAAUGAGCUGCUCAUUCAGUUUAUCACAAACGUUCCAAAUAUAUUUUUGUUUUCCGUUAUCAUGACUUUGCACAAAACUAGUUAAACCAUUAAAGUGUUAAAAUGAGAAAGUGAUAAAAUGUCAUACUGUAAAAAUGCUGUUAACUUUUGCUGCUGCUUCUGUUUUUCUACUUUACUUCUUGAUUUGUUGCCGUUUAAAGUCUGUCCUGAUUCCAUCGCUCACUUUCAUAACCGAAAACAAUCAAGCCUGUUGGAAUAUUUAUGCAGUGUUAAAGAAAAAGUUAUUACCAAAAACUUUGAGGGACAUUUAACUGUGAGGUGAAGCUAACAUGUGUUUCAUGCAACAUUAGUAUCACAGAACCGUGUUUUCAGGUUAUGUACCGACGUGGGCAACUUUUGGUUUCAUUCCCCGCCACAGUUACUGACGGUAGCUUAAAUACUAACUCUGAACAUAGAGGAUAUUUUUACAGAACAAUUUCCUGACCAAUAUUAAACAGGACAGACUCAGCAGUAACAACAUGCUGCCAAACUCAAUCAGUAGCUGUACAAGCACAAACUGUAGCUUUAAGGAUAAUUCCUGUUAUUUUUAGUCAUGUUUGCACUCUCCAUCCUAUAUUGUUGGUAGCAAGGGAAGAAAAAAAACAUUUGAAAUAUAGCUGAAUUCAUGUGUGUUGAGGACACAGAUUGUUGUAAGCCAAAUAUUCUAUAUUGCAGUGUACAAGUUGUGAGAAUGAACAGAAGUAGAACCGUGUGGAUUCCUGUUCUCUGUGAUCAAAGGUUUAACGUCUUUGUUUCUUGUUACCUUUAGUGACAGGAUUUAAAAACCAGCUGGAACAGAACAGUAUUUUAAUAACUCAAAGAAGUAACUGCAGCAGUUUAGUGUCUUCUGUUGUUAGAUUCCAGAGCCACAAAAAUACCAGCGUCCACUGAAGCCGAUGGCAAAAAAUAGUGAAUGUGUGCUUGACUGACAAACAUUCAUGAACAUUGUUCUCCUUUACCUAGAAAUGUGAUUCUCCAAAAUUUAUUAAAUUAUAAAUUCAAAAAACAACAUUCAAAUUUAGUAAAAUCCCAUAGUCCGUACCACGUAAAGGAGGCUCUUUGGAAUUCAAUUCUUUUGACGUCCUCCGACUUUCUGUUGGUCGACAUUUUUAUGUCUUAUUUUAAUUUUAUUUUGGUUUUGGUUUUCUUCACCUGAUGCCGUUGAGACUUAAUAAGGUUGAUUUUCCAGCACUAGAUGCUGAACAUGACCCUUGUGAGAUCUGUUCUUCCAGACCAAAAGGUAGUGUGGAUGUAACCAACACCAGCAGCUUUGUCCCAGUCACAGUGAAAAUGUUCCAGUGACAUGGGAACAGCAGUGAUGAUCUCCUUGAUUGAGAUUCAACUUUAAAAGUGUCCAUUUCUAAAAGGAAGGAAAAGCACACAUAGAAAAGCAUCCUCAAGUGUAAAUAGGUUGUCUGUUUCCCUGCAUCAGACAAACAAGAUGAUGUAUUUUUAUGCAAAUGGAAAGGGAUAUAUUUAAGUGUUGAUUCCCUUCUGAUAAAAUGACUUUGGUUUUUAGUGGAAACGAUCCAUGUAGACUAUAAAGAAGUAUAUUGUAUAUUACAGCUAUCAAUAAAAGAAAAUAUUUACCGCA